GACCCGAGCCCAGACAGAGACAGCACUGUUCCUUUGAACAAACGGCCUCAUCACAGACACAGACCUUCAGACUGAUCAACAAGACCCAUCGGCGGUGACAAAUCUGAGACAGAUCUUCCCACAGCAGAGAUAAUGCCAUUCUGUACCGUCCUAGAGAAGUGUAAUGGUGGGGUGGUGGGAGCUGAGCUGGCCUGCAGCGUACGGGAGGAGAACAAGGCUCAUAGGGAGAGCUACAGCGCUGACUGGCAUAGUGUCAGUCUCAAGACUCAACCUCAGGACAGGCAGACAAUGAACAUGAAUGACGACUCUCGUAGGGAGACUCUGUCCCGGCAGUGGCAGGCCCGUUCCCUGAAACAGACCUGCCCCUCUGGUGUCUUCAGAGUGGGCACCGUGGAAAGAGGGGUGAGGGAGCACCAGCUGCUGCCAAAGAGAAAAACCCUCCCCCUGCCUAUCUUCACCCCGGCAGAGCUGGGUGUCAGGCUUGGACGUGGAGCCCCACACACAGAGGAGGACCUGCAGCCCUUCCCCACUCCAGACGGAGCGUGUCCCAGCAAGAGGAGUGUGCACGAGAUCACAAGAGACCUCCCCCCAGUCAAGCCAACCCUCAUGGAGUUCUUCAAAGGGCCCAGAGACCUGGGACGCUCCAUGUCUCAAGAGGCCCAGAGAGGGUGAAGAACACAAAGAGAAAGAUGGGAUGUUAGGGAGAGAUGAGAUGUGUCGAAUAGUCAUUGAGCUAUGUGUGUCGGGAAAGAGCAUGACAAGAUAUAUAUAGAAUAUUCUCUCAUCAAAAACCUGUAGACCUUUAGCACUAUCUGUGUCCCUGGGCGAGCACAGCACCCGUCAUUUUGGGCAUUUGGUGGUCAGUGGUAUUAGAGAUGGUUAUGUGAAGGCAUUGUGGUGGAGAGGCAGGGUGUGUGUUGUCAGCUGUGCCAUGGGCUGAUCUCUGCCUGUGCUUGCCAGCUGGCCUCAUAUCUGUUGAUCUCUCAUUUGAAUCACUGCAACACAACUAUCUCUGAACCACGCUGCGUACAAUUUAUUUUGUAGUGAGAUGCACAAAUAUCCUCGUAAAUUAAAUGAAAGUUCAUGGAUUAUAUCUGUAGUGGUGGUGGUGGUGGUGGUGAAGGGACGCAAUGAUGCAGAAUGUGACAGAUGGAAAAUGACGUGCAAAGGGAAAGAGGGAAGGGGAAAGGUGAGGGUCAGGGGUCAGGGGUCAGGGUACAUGCCUUGGAGUUGGUAAACAGUCUCUGUUUAGAGUACAAAAUGCUAUAUAUAUAUAUAUAUAUAUAUAUAUAUAUAUACAUAUCAUAUCUGAUAUAGAAUAACACAUACUAUUCUUUUAUUAGUUGAGGAUGCCUAGUGUUGUGAAUGAAUUUGAAAUGUGUGCAAUGAUGUCGAAAUAGUUUUCCUAGAUAUUUAUACUUUUCCUAAUAAAAGCUGAGCUUCUCUGAAACUC
Molecule: messenger RNA, 1453 nt
Organism: Cottoperca gobio
Lineage: Eukaryota; Metazoa; Chordata; Actinopteri; Perciformes; Bovichtidae
Gene: tcap
Product: titin-cap (telethonin)
Exons: 2
Coding region: 133-672 (179 amino acids)
Biological process (GO): detection of muscle stretch; skeletal muscle contraction; skeletal muscle thin filament assembly
Cellular component (GO): Z disc
Molecular function (GO): titin Z domain binding; protein-macromolecule adaptor activity; structural constituent of muscle
Source: RefSeq, a predicted model, not a curated record